Molecule: messenger RNA, 462 nt
Organism: Fomitopsis serialis
Lineage: Eukaryota; Fungi; Basidiomycota; Agaricomycetes; Polyporales; Fomitopsidaceae
Product: transmembrane adaptor Erv26
Exons: 2
Biological process (GO): endoplasmic reticulum to Golgi vesicle-mediated transport
Cellular component (GO): COPII-coated ER to Golgi transport vesicle; endoplasmic reticulum membrane; Golgi membrane
Molecular function (GO): COPII receptor activity
Source: RefSeq, a predicted model, not a curated record
GCCAGCGGUCUUCUUUGGCUCUCUGAGUUAAUCGAGGAGCAUUCGCGUGUUGCAAAAGUCGUGGGUGAGCGGACUAUCUACUUCAUCAUAAUUCUCCACUGUCUACUGUAUAUCACCGACUCUCUGCCUUUGAAGCACACGGCAUUUUCAAUUGCGUGCCAAAUCGUGUAUCUGCAGAACUUCACUCCGAGCUGGCCAUCGAUCUCCCUGUCGUCGUUCAGCUUCAUCUUAUCCUGCGUUAUGGUCAUUUGUAACCACUUUAUGUGGUUCUUCUACUUCUCGCGCAUAUCGGAGGAGGCAAGGCAUGCAGCUCGUCGUCCAUACGGACAAUCCCGAUCCACCUCGCGGGUGCCGAAUUUCGGCGAUAUUGCGACCUUCUUUGGGCUAUGUGUCUGGUUGAUUCCGGUCUUCCUGUUCCUCAGCUUGAGCGCAAAUGACAAUGCUCUCCCUAUCAAUUCAGGU